AUGACGUUCUGCUUCGAAUGGCGUAAAAACAUGAAAAAGGGCUUAACACUUGUUCAAGUUGACCCUAGGAAGAAUCAUUACCAAUCAAACUCAACAUUGAAUUCAAAUGUUACUGUUGUAACGGCAUACUUUGAUCUUGGAACAUUUCGGAAAGGACAAUCAGGAACAUACUUUACGAGGGAUAUGUAUCAUAAUUGGGCGAGAAUUUUUCGACACGUCAAAAAUCCAAUGGUGAUCUUGACAGAUUCUGAAUUUUUCAAAUUACACAUGACGGCUAUAAGGAAUGAAUCUUUGAUGUCAACAAAAAUAGUCCUCUUAAAAAGGUCUUCAUCCUGGGCGUUUCAGAAUAUCGAUAAGAUAAAGAAAAUAUUUGAAUCUAGUACGUAUCCAAAACACUAUCCGAAUACUGUUGUACCUGCUUACGUAUGCGCACAACAUGCCAAGUAUGACAUGGUUGAACGUGCGGCGAAGAUGAAUACUUUCAAUACAACCUAUUACAUGUGGAUUGAUAUAGGAUACUUCAGAAACCGGAAAUCAGAGAAUAAUUUUUACCUGUCCAAGCCACCCAGUUUUGAUGACACAAAAAUUGCAUUCAAUCUUAUAAACUCGAAACUAAAAUUCGACAGAAGUCCAGCAAUAAUCAUGAAACAAAAUCUUGUUUUAUUAGGCGGAGGUUUAUUUUUUGGUAAACGAGAUUAUGUAAUUAAAUUUGCCGCACAAUUCGAGGAUGCUGUUGAUUUCUUUAUAUCACAAGGAUUAUCUAAUACGGAUCAACAAGUCAUUUACGCCAUGUUUUCAAAGACCGGAAGGAAAAUUUUAAAACCGGAAGUAGAACUUCAAGUUUACACGCCACCACGCGAUAAUGACUGGUUUUACCUAGGAACAAUAAUGAUACAGGAAUAA
Molecule: messenger RNA, 903 nt
Organism: Ruditapes philippinarum (Manila clam)
Lineage: Eukaryota; Metazoa; Mollusca; Bivalvia; Venerida; Veneridae
Exons: 2
Coding region: 1-903 (300 amino acids)
Source: RefSeq, a predicted model, not a curated record